Numida meleagris (helmeted guineafowl) is the source of this 988-nucleotide messenger RNA. It is a transcript of the gene TYW3, whose product is annotated as tRNA-yW synthesizing protein 3 homolog. Gene Ontology annotation, biological process: tRNA methylation. Lineage: Eukaryota; Metazoa; Chordata; Aves; Galliformes; Numididae. Gene Ontology annotation, cellular component: cytoplasm. Gene Ontology annotation, molecular function: tRNA methyltransferase activity. Bases 20 to 805 code for a protein of 261 amino acids. The transcript has 6 exons. The record is from RefSeq and is a predicted model, not a curated record.
UGGAGGCGGGCGCCACCCGAUGGCGGCGUUCGGGCGGUGGAAGGCGCAGCGCCUGGCGCGCGCGGACUGCAGCCGGAAGGGCGCGCUGGACGAGCGCGCGGCGGGCGUGGUGCGGCUGCUGAACGGGCGCGCGCCGUUCUGCACCACCAGCUCCUGCGCGGGCCGCCUCGUGCUGGCGGAGGGCGGCGCCGCGGGCGAUGGCGGCGGCAUCCCGGUCCCGAAGCGGCACUGCCGGUGGCUGCUGGUGGCGCACGAGCCGUGCGGCCGCGCCGACGUGAUGGCAGCACUGGAAAAAGCCACCGGAAACGUCGUGUUCAAGUUUGAGCCAUUUGUUCUCCAUGUGCUGUGUCAAGAGCUGCGGGACGCACAGCUCCUGCAUUCUGUGGCUAUUGAGUCUGGGUUCAAGAACUCCGGCAUUACGGUUAGCAGAGGAGGAAAAAUUAUGAUGGCUGUCCGGAGCGCUCAUUGCUUGGAAGUUCCAUUGAGCCACAUGGGGAAACUGAUGGUCUCUGAAGAAUAUAUUGAAUUUCUGGUGCAUGUGGCUAAUCAGAAAAUGGAGGAAAACGCAAGGAGGAUUGACAGGUUCUACAAGGGCUUGGAGGCAGCCCUGGAAGCAGCGGGCGGUGUGAGCAGCUCGUCCUCCACAGAGCCAGGGCAGGCGCAGGCCGUGUAUGUUCGCAGGAGGAAGAGGGGGACUGCCCGAGCGCAGGGUGUGCUCUGCUCUCCAGAGGAUCGUAACGAGGAGUUGGAGCCUGGGGAUGACCCCCAGGGCAGCCUUGAUAUUUUUGCUGGAAUCACGCUAUAGACUCUGCCAUUGAAAGACGAAUGGCAAACUGGACAAUACAUGGGGUGCUCUUUAUAAGAGAUACAAAUAUGGCUCUGUUCUAAGUAGUAACGCUGCUGGACAUUACCAGGAAAAAAAAAAAGGUAAUUAAACAGAAUUGUGAACAGAUUUAAGGCUACGGAAGCAUAAAGAACAAAACCUCAA